AUGCCACCAAAACCGAAAAAGCCUCGGAAAAAAAAGGUUGCGGAGGUCGUUUCACCUACUGUUGCUGGUACAUCUGGCACAUCUGGUACAACUGCAAAAGACAAAGGUGUCGAAAUAUUUGAAAAUGCUCCUCCCCUACGAACGGAGCUAUCUAGUGGUUCUUCGUCAACCCCUUCUAAAAUCUGGGUCAAGUAUGGCGAUAGCAGACCAGUUAGACUUACUUUCGACGGAGAGAUUGUAGACGAUUUGAUAAGAGUGAUUAAAAAGGAACUGCCAAAUGAGUUGGCCGACGUUGAUGUCAACCGCAUCACUUUAAGAAGACACGGUGAAGAAGAAGACUUGCGCCCUGGUCUACCAGUGGAUAAAAGUUUUGAAAAUAAUGAUGACACACCUCUACAAGUCAUUGUAACAUUAAAACGUAAACAUGAAGAAUCACCAGAAGUUUUAAGCGAGAUCGUAAAAAGUGCAGUGCGGGAAGAAUUCUCCCGGCAAAAGCCUGCUAAUCAGAUCCGAGUAUCCAAUCUUUCUGAAACAAAAAUGGAUGAAAUCAUGAAUAACCUUGGAGUAAAGACCGCCGAAUUAAUAGAUGAAGACUUCCAAUCACUUAGUCCCGUGUCAUGCCAACCUUUUAUAUGGGAUAUGGAGAGGGAGGAAGCUCAGCAGAUGCGCAAUGUUGAGAUAUGGUUUAAGAAUACGCUAGAUCUACCGAGAGGGUUUCAUGUGAAGGAUAUCCAUACGCAGGCGAACUAUCAACGACCCUUGCAAGGAGCAAACGUCGUUUUAACGGGUGGUUCUGAUAUAUCUAUUGGACCAAGUGGGACAGCUUGCGUCUGGAUAGAAGCUAAGAAAACAAAGGAUGACUUCAAAGAAGGUCAAGCUAUAGGAGAGUUAUUAUUAUUAGAUAAUCUCCACUCUAUAAGUUCAAUGGUUGUCUUGACGGAUUGUAAUGCCCAUUGGAUUAUUUUCUUUUUCAUAAAAGUGGAUGAUGAACAAAGCAUGGCAAUAUGUAGAACUCAUAAUCCUGGCAUUGCCUUGGCGAUAAUUAAACAGUUCGUACAAGAAGAAGGAAAAAAGUUUCACAGUUGGAUAGGAAAGGCUGUCGACUACGGUGUAGACCUACCCACACCUCUUCAGAAGAAAACGAAAUUUACCGAACACAUUCCUGGGGCAGAUUAUGAAAACAGGAUGGCAGAUAUGGUUGGCGACAUGUCUGAACAGGAGUUGUUCAAUAUGACUGCUCGCAAGAGGUUAAGGAUGUUAAGAAAUUGGUGUAAAUUAGACGAACAACCACAAGUAGAUCAACUUAUUAGACAGUUUAGUGAUGAUUAUGAAAAUCCACCACCGAUGAUGUUCGUAUAG
Molecule: messenger RNA, 1359 nt
Organism: Acaulospora colombiana
Lineage: Eukaryota; Fungi; Glomeromycota; Glomeromycetes; Diversisporales; Acaulosporaceae
Source: the annotation of a GenBank genome assembly